GGCAGGGCCGGCAGAGUUCCCACGGGUCGUGGGCGGCGGUGUGAUUGGCACCGUCUGGGUCCCCGGCUGGCGGCGACGCUCCGGGAAGCCCGUCCCCGCCCUCGCCCCCAUCCUCCUCCUGGCGGCUCCGGGGACUAGAAUCCGUCAGGAACCAAGCCCCAAACUUUCCCUCGCCUCCCCACCCCCCACGUUCUUUUUGUCCUUCUUGGCAGUGGCGGAGACGCCUUAGCUGCGAUCCCCUUGUCCCGGCCUCGCUCCCGGUGUCCCACCCGUAACCCAGACGGGCAGGGGUGCUGGCACUCCUCGCGUCCGAUGCCCCCCACAGGCGCGAGUCAGGGCGCCCGCACCCGGGCCUGACUCAUCCUCCCCCGGUGACCGCGCCGCGUCCUCGGCCGGAGCCGCGCGGGGAUGGGGAGUGAGACCACGGCUGCCCGAGACUGCCCACGCUCCGCCUGACGCCCCCGACCCCGCCGCCUCCCCGGCUGCUCCCAGGAGGCGCACUCCUGCCGCGACAGCUACGGGAGCGGGGAGCCCCGGAGAGAGGCCGCCGGAAGCCCGAGAGCCCGCGCUCAGGACAGGAGGGUGGCUUGAACUGUUAAAAUGAAACCGUUGCUGCGGAAGCUGCCAGCUUGCCAGUAUGCAAGACAUCAGCAGAGAUGUCCCAGUUGCAGAGCUGAAGCGCUUAUGACCACCCCUCAUCUCAGAACAGCUACAGGAACUGCUCUCAGCAGCGUGGCUACCAGGAUUUGUGGAGCAACAUCGGAGAGAUGCUAAUAAGUGCCAAGAUCAUUUUCACUGAUAACUAGGCCUGGGAAAUCCAGAACACACUGGCGACCUUCCAAUAGACCUGAAAGAAAGGCUGGAGAGAAAGGGUCAUGUGGACAUGGGUUACUUCACAGCUUGGAGAAGACUCCCAAAUCUGCAAGCAACACGCAUGCAUCCAUCCUGCCGAGGCCAUGGAAGGCUGCUCACCGUCAUCUAUACCACAAAUAAGCCACCUUUCCCCAGAGCAAAAUCACCAUCCACAUUAGCACUGAAACAUGCCACCCCAUAAUCUACAGGCUCUUGCACAUUAAGCUUCUUGUGAAGUUUUCUAACCUAUGGCAUUUUUAAAGCAUCCUUUUAUAGCUAGUGAUUUUUACUCUCCCCACCCAUGUGUAAAAUCCAAUCAGGAUUUCUCUAAGAGCAAGGGAUGAAAAUGUGUGGAGGGAGGCCUCGCGGAGGGAUGACAAGACGCUCUGCGCCACUCGUAAAAGGAAAGAAUUCUCUAAUGUUGGCAACACAACUCCUUUAGCACCUAGCAACGUAGUUCAUGAAUCUUUCAGAGAAACCCCACAGGUAAUGCCUGAAUGAGCACGAGAGGAAGCAAUGAUAGCCACUGGUGGGGUCAUCACCGGCCUGGCGGCCCUGAAGCGUCAGGACUCGGCUAGGUCCCAGCAACACAUCAACCUCAGCCCAUUGCCUGCUCCCCAGGACCAGAAACCCGUCCGACGGCGCCCGCGAGCUGACGUCGUGGUAGUUCGUGGGAAAAUCCGGCUUUAUUCUCCAUCCGGCUUCUUCCUCAUUCUGGGGGUGCUGGUGUCCAUCACUGGGAUCGCCAUGGCGGUCCUCGGGUAUUGGCCCCAGAAGGAGCAGUUCAUUGACGCCGAGACCACGCUGUCCACCAAUGAGACGCAGGUGGUUCGGAACCAGGGCGGCGUGGUGGUGCGCUUCUUUGAGCAGCACCUACACUCUGACAAGAUGAAGAUGCUUGGCCCAUUCACCAUGGGCAUCGGCAUCUUCAUCUUCAUCUGUGCCAACGCCAUCCUUCACGAGAACCGCGACAAAGAAACGAAAAUUAUCCACAUGAGGGAUAUCUACUCGACCGUCAUCGACAUCCACGCGCUCAGACUCAAGGAGCAGAAGCAGGCGAACGGCCUGUACACGGGCUUGCUGGGAGACGCAGAGGUGAGGCAGAACGGCAGCCCCUGUGCAUCCCGGCUGGCUGCCACCACCGUGGCCUCCUUCUCGGCGACGCGGAACAGCUUUCGGGUGGACAGCUCUGUGGAGGAGGAUGAGCUGAUGCUGAGUGAAAGUAAGAGCCCGGGGCACCUCAUGCCCCCUUUGCUCUCUGACAGCGCAGUGUCUGUCUUCGGCCUUUAUCCACCUCCAUCCAAGACCACCGACGACAAGGCCAGCAGCUCCAAGAAGUGUGACACCAAAUCCAUCGUCUCGUCAUCCAUCAGCGCUUUUACGCUGCCUGUGAUCAAACUUAAUAACUGUGUCAUUGAUGAGCCCAGUAUAGACAGCAUCACUGAAGUCGCAGACAACCUUAAAAGCAGGUCCAGGAAUCUUUCCAUGGAUUCCCUUGUGGUCCCACUGCCCAGCUCUGGGGAGUCCUUCCAGCCAGCUAGCACAUUACUUCCCCGGAACAAUUCCGUUGGGGAGUCCCUGUCGAGUCAAUACAAGUCCUCUGUGGCCCUGGGACCCGGGACUGGACAACUCUUGUCUCCUGGAGCUGCUAGAAGGCAGUUUGGAUCCAACACAUCCUUACAUUUGCUCUCCUCUCACUCCAAAUCCUUAGACUUGGAUCGCGGGCGUUCCACCCUGACUGUGCAGGCCGAACAACGGAAGCACCCGAGCUGGCCUCGGUUGGAUCGAAGCAACAGCAAAGGGUACAUGAAACUGGAGAACAAAGAGGACCCAAUGGACCGGUUGCUGGUUCCCCAAACAGCCAUCAAAAAAGACUUCACGAACAAAGAGAAACUUCUCAUGAUAUCAAGAUCCCAUAACAACUUGAGUUUCGAACAUGAUGAGUUUUUGAGUAACAACUUGAAACGAGGAACUUCUGAGACAAGGUUUUAGUGUUUAAAAAUGGAUCAUUUUCCAUGAAGAUAUAUACUAUUUUCACCAGUGUUUUCCUUCUUAAAUCAUUGGUUGUAAGCCUUUUAAAAUCAAAUGGCAGCGUGUUAGUAAUGGCUGGUUAAAUCUGUAAUGAAGAUGGCUGUAUGUAUGGGUUCUUUUUUCCUGCAGUACUGUAGACUAUCAUGCAGGAUUUUGUUUUCUCACUCUUCGAAAGCAUGUUAUUUUUGGUUGUUGUUGUUGUUGUUGACGUGAAUACAAAAUACCUGCAGUCAUAUUAAGAACUUGGCUUUACUUUCAAAUCCUAUCACUGAUUAUCAUCUUCAUGAAAUGAAGCAGCCAGAAUGAAAAGUGUAGGGUACCAAAGUGUGGGCAAGAAGUGUUAAAUUCAGGUCCAAUACUCGGUAGAUAUAUUUAUAAAUGAGGGUGAGUGCAAUCUUAAGAUGUGAUUUUCUGAAUUAUUGUUUUAUAUGGGAUUCCUUACAUAAUAUAAAAGGAGAAUUAAUUUCUGUUACAUGUGCUGUGAAUCUUACUUUGAACUCUUCAUGAUCAGCACCACACCAUUUCUCUUAGGGUGAUAUUUUAAUGAAAAAAAAAAAAAAAAAAAAAAAAAAACAUGACCAAGAAGUCCAUGGUUUAGAGAUAAACAGUGAAAAGCUACUAGUUGUAACUGUAGAGGCCCAGAACAAAAAUUUCUCUGCAAAGUGAUUUGAGAAAUGAAUGAACUAAUGAAUGUAGUCUGUAGAAUUUUUGUCUUGACACAUGCAGAGAAAAUGCUGCCUAAGGAAUAAAGAUUCUAUUUGCUAGCAUCUAACUUUUUCUAACCAUCUUCUGUUGUCCAGUAUUCAAUCAUUCCCAUAUCCUUAUUUUCUUCAUAUAUAGAUAUACACACAUAUAUUUUAUUAUUUGGAAAAUAAUGCUAACCUCGGCAUUUUUUAAUAUCUCCACAUACCACUAGCUUGGUGGUAAAAGGAACUUUAGCACUUGAUAAACUGCCUUGUGGUUCACCGUGUGCUGAGAAACUUUCUGCUAACUCCAAAGACUUUCUCGUGGUUGAAUAAAUUUUUCGGGUUUUGGUUCUCAAAUAUAUUAAACUGUCAAAGAUACUAAAUACUAAAGUGAAUGUUUUCUUCAGACUUUUUUUUUCACAUUUUCCAUGAAGGUGACAUAGUUUUAAGAAUUGUUCAGUGGGGUCCUAGACAUUAAAAGCAUUUGCUGCUCUUGGAGAGAACCAUGAUAUGGUUUCUGUCACGCCCACGGUGGCCCAGUCAUCUGUACAUCCACUUUCAGGGGAUCUAACAGUUUCUUCUGGCAUCUGUGGGCACCAGGGAGGCAUAUGCUUCACAUAUAUACACAUAGGCACUUACACACAUAAAAUAAAAUCUUUAUUUAGCAAAAAGUCUAAUGGAAUACUCAGGAAAUUUUUUCUGUUUUUUUUUCCCCCAAAGCCUAAACAUUUCUGAACAUUCUUAUCACAGUUGCAAAGAAGGGCAGAAAGGAUACAUUUGUACAGUGGCGCCCCAGAAUUCCACCCUGUGUUUACACAUUUUUCCUUCUUGGGAGGCACCCUGCUUCAUAGAACCUCAAGCCUGUAUGUUAAAAUAGACUGAGCUCAAUAUUUUACUAUACAAACAUUUAAUAAAUGUCUGUUAUUCAUAGAAGUGUGUGUUCUUCAUACCUUUGCUAUUCUUUUUAAAUAAAAUGUACAUUUAUGCUUAAAAUCCUAGUUUGCAAAUUUUCUGCUGUAUGCUAUUGAUAGCAUUUAAUACCACGGUACAUGAGCGCUCCGACUUUAAAUAUUGCCUUUGUUAGGUUACAGAGAUGCUCAGGUACUCCUUUUAUUAUGUUAUUUUCAUACAUUGUUCUCCCGAGAUAGUUUUCAUCUCAUUUUGAUUGACUUCCCAGGAAAAUAAGCAAAGCCUACAUGCAGCACAGAAAUGCUAACAGCACAACAGUUCUCAACAUGCCUGGUGUGACAUGUGACAUAAUUUCCAAGUCUUUCCCCAUUUAGUGGUCCAGAUACAUGGAGAGGAUGGAACAGCAUGGCUCUUGGAGGAUCUAAAUAAAACAACUGGGAGCUAAAUGCAGUGGCUCAUACCUAACCACUUCUUCAUUAAAACCCCGGGCUUUUGUUUACCAAACAACUUAACUUCAUCGAAUGAUAAAUAGUCUUCACAUUUAAAUUAAUCAGACUCAUCAUGUCACUAU
Molecule: messenger RNA, 5049 nt
Organism: Meriones unguiculatus (Mongolian gerbil)
Lineage: Eukaryota; Metazoa; Chordata; Mammalia; Rodentia; Muridae
Gene: Tmem200a
Product: transmembrane protein 200A
Exons: 3
Coding region: 1369-2844 (491 amino acids)
Source: RefSeq, a predicted model, not a curated record